AACUCUCCCUAAGAACAAAAGCCCAAUCAGUAUAAUCUCUCCAGUACUCUCUCUCUCUUAACGGUUCCGGUACAGAGUCGACGCUUGUUCUCCAUUGGUAUCAACCUUAUCAAAGACAAAAUCUCUAACCCCUUAUCCUAGUUUCCAUUAAUGUCUUCUAUCAACUUCAACCCCUUCAACGAAAACUGGUUCCAAAAACCCCCUAACCCAUUUCAACCUAUCAACCUUCUCUCACUCUUCGACUCGGUAAACCCCUGCAAACCCCAAUCACAAGCCUCGAAGUUCGCUUCACUCACAUCAAAUCUGCUCAACAAAACCCCCAAAAAAUCCAAAAAUGACCCUCAAAAACCCGGAAAGUAUCGUCAGAUGCUGGACCAGUUCUACUUUGAAUGUGAAAACUUACCCGAUUAUCGUCACGCCCCAGAAGUGGAGAAUAUUUUGAAUGACGACCCGGUUUUCGAGAAGAAGAAGAAUCCAACUCCAGAAGAGAUUGAAGAGAAUGAGAAAUGGUGGGCCGACUUUCGUUCCAGUCCGGUUGUUCAGUUCUUGACUCGAGCCGAGGAGAUUGCUGAUAAGCUUAAUAAGCUAGAGCUUGAAGAAAAUUCGAGUCCGUAUCGAAGAGAAGAUAAGAAGUUGUGGAGGGCAUUGCCAAAUGUGAUUGGGUUGGAUGGUAGGCCGAUGCCAAGGAAGGCAAUAAGGUCGAAGAGAGAGUCUGAUGAUAAGUUCUGGGAUUUUGCAAGACAGUUCUUUUUUGGGCUUUGGGGGUUCCGGCAACGGCCUUAUCCACCAGGGAGACCCAUUGAUGUGUCUCAGGCUAUAGGGUACAAGCGGCUCGAGAAGCGUUACUAUGAUUAUAUCAUGAAGAGUAGUGGGUGGUUCUACAAAGAUCGGAUAGGUCGUACGAGGGGACCAAUGGAACUAAUACAACUGAAGACUGCUUGGGGUGGUGGAAUCAUUGAUAAGCACACAUUCAUAUGGGCCGAGGACAUGGAUGAAUGGGCACCAAUUGGAAUGAUUUACGGCAUGGAACGCGCAAUUGCCACUUGGGAAGUUAGACUAGGUGCCUCAGCCACAGCAUUCCUUCACAAACUACAGAAAGGUAUCCCUCCUUGGGUUCCUACCAAGGGGCAUGAGAACAAAACCUAUAAGCAGCUCCAAGAAGAAGCUUAUGAAAGCAAGAGGCGUGAUUUAGCUGUGCUAGAAGCUAAUGGUGGUAUUUGGCCUGGUGUAAGGAUUCCUAGUCAUACCCUGUUUCUUUGGGCUAGUGGAUCUGAGCUUACAUCAAUUUUGGAAGCUGAUCACAUGCCCAACAAAUACAUUCCAAAAGAUCUUAGGAUCCAAUUGGCUAAGGCUAUUCCUGGGUUGAGGCCAUGGGAGGUUUUAAGUGUCGAACAAGCCAUGGAUCAGAUAACAUACGGUGGCGAGUGGUACCGUGAACCUCUUGGUUCAUACACAACUGGUCCUCCCUACAUCGACGAGUGGAAUACUGAUGUUCUGAAGUUGUUUGAGAUUUUCCACAAUCUCAGUGUUCAAGUGUACAGCCAACUGGAGAAAACAAUUCCUGGUUUCAGUACUGUAAUGGAGAAAGUCCAAGCUGAUGCUGCUGCAAGAGAAGCCAAAAGGAAGGCGAAGAGAGCUGCACAGAAGAAGGCUGAGGAGGAGAUGGCGUUAUAUGGCCGAGUUCAAAAUGAUCCAUAGCUGCCCCUUAAUUGUGUAAAUGGAAUCACAAUUCCCUGAAGCGCCAUUGUUUCUUCAGGUUUUCUUCUUCUUUGGGACAUAACACUAAUGUUUUUUAAUUUAGUUAUGAUUUCUGGUUCUUCAAUCUUGCAAUUGCUUAUCUUUAGUGGAAUGUAGUGCAGUUAGGCUUGUGUAUUGUCCCUCCUAAAAAGAUUAUUCCAAAAUAAAUGGGCAAUAGU
Molecule: messenger RNA, 1916 nt
Organism: Ilex paraguariensis (yerba mate)
Lineage: Eukaryota; Viridiplantae; Streptophyta; Magnoliopsida; Aquifoliales; Aquifoliaceae
Source: the annotation of a GenBank genome assembly